This is a messenger RNA of Harpegnathos saltator (Jerdon's jumping ant), 2488 nucleotides long. RefSeq lists its product as uncharacterized. Lineage: Eukaryota; Metazoa; Arthropoda; Insecta; Hymenoptera; Formicidae. Bases 51 to 2102 code for a protein of 683 amino acids. The transcript has 2 exons. The record is from RefSeq and is a predicted model, not a curated record.
AUGCGAGCUUAUAAAGAGCUAUCAUAUUCCGUUAUGGAAAUUUUGCAAGUAUGUCGAGAAGAACGUUUCAUCGUUAUUUGUCAUAUUAUUUAACUGCGACCGCGAUUUUAGUUUGCGAAUCGUCGCAAAAAACUCCUAGACGUGCGUCUUGUCCCUCCUGUGGUCAGGAUUGCCCGGAAGCGUUGGCGUCGCCAUGGUACCCUCGUCAAGAAUUAGACCUGCAAGUUGGAAUCCUGCAAGAUUUUUCCGUCACACCGCUCCAAAACUCGCCUUACUUCCGUCUGGCACAAAGAGAAAUCUCUCAGAAUACAGCACACGACGACGUUCUUUCGGGCCAAAAUCCGAUGUUCCCUAGAAGACACAGAAGUUUCUCGCAACAAGGAUCCGCAAAGGACGGAUAUCCUCGUGUCGGUAGACUUCCGAUUAUGCAAUUCGUUGACAAAACAGAACAGCAAAAUUCAUUUCUCGGAAACUUCCCCAAUAAGUUCUCAGAAUUCUUAGGCAAGCAGACGACCUUGUCUCUGGAUAAACCUGCAAACAGUUAUCCUGUCGUCACUCGUGUCUCUCCGCCAAAGCAAGAUUUUCACGAACUGGAGCAAACGAGCUCGUUCUUCGGCAGUCUGCGCGAUAAAUACUCAAUGUCCUCGUCAGAGAUUGUUGAAGACUGUAAUACAGAGAACGAGCAGGGUCCUGCGAGAGAAUUCAACGUCGUUUAUCGCGCAAACAGGAAACCUUCAUGGGGAAACUCAAGGCACAUAUCUCCGAAUGAAAUUGUCCCGCGAAAAUUCUUCCCAAUAUUCCGCCAGGCAAGCAUCCUUGACGGUAACGACGAUGAUGAUGACGAUGGCGAUGACGAGCAAAGGAAUGCAAUCGAGAGACCAUCAAAUUCUAUCGGCGGACAGUACAACAAUCUUGCUUCCCCUCGAGAUAUAUAUCAUUCCGCAGGAGUUGGUGUAUCCAGAGACCAUUGUGAGCCUUAUGUUCUCUCUCCAGACUCAAGUGUUGAAACAUCGGCGAAAAAUGGCGAAGUCCUUGGCGAUUGCGAUCUUAUGAAGGAUUCUUCGGAAACCUCGAGCCUAAGACAGUCGAAAUCGAUUCACAAUCGAAAUUACUUCUUCAGGCCGUAUUCCAUGGAAGAAGAGGAAAUAGCUACUAUCAAGGACGACAAUGAGCAAAUGAAUUAUCUUUAUAACUCACUUCAGGAUUCAUACAUUUGGAGAUCUACAAAGGACGAAAGGGUUUCCCCCAAUAGCUGGAAUCUGGCAACAGGUAGUAACUUGCAAAAUCUUAUCGAAAUUAAUCGAGGUAAGGGAGCUGAGAGUAAUUGGCCACAAGUGUAUUCCGCAACAGAAGGAGAUAUCGGAUACUUCGAUGUCGAGGAAGACAAAGAUCGGGAAUAUUCCGAAAACGAGGCCGAAAAGGAUACUAUUGAGAUUGAAACGUCUGUUUGCAAACCUUACGCCCUUCCUUUGGAUAUGCAUAUUUGGAGGACAACACACACACACGAUAAAAAUGGAGAGCUCCCCGACAAGCGGGAUCUUAUGUAUCGCCUCGAAGAUUUGCAAGGAAUCCAAAAGACAGGACAAUCCAGAGUAUAUUCCGUGGAAGAAAAUAGCAAUAAAUAUUCUCAGGGCGAGAACAAAUUUAAGAUCCAGGACGAAACACGUAUCGGCACCGACAGAAUUAUUCGCGCUCCUGUAAUCGAUGUUACCCCUUGUACCUUUCCGCAAUCAUUCUUGAAUAUUUUAAACUCUUCGAAAUAUCCUACCGAGUCCACAGUCACGAUGGAUUUGUCGGAAAUGAAAAAUAACAUAUCGCGCGUGAAUUCUACGGAAAGGAGACACGAGAGAUUUUCCGAGGACGGUGAGCGUAAUCGGGAUCAGAUUUUCGUCAAAGAUAUGUACGAUGCAGAGAAAUAUAAGAGCCUUGCUCUCGACAGGGGACAAGAUGCAAAGGACAACACGCAGAACGAAACUUUGACAGAGCUCGAUCCUGAUCUAAUAGAUGAAGCCGAAAAUCCUCCAGUAGAGCCGACCAAACGGACGCCGAUAGAAUCCUUCGAUAAACAUUCCACGUCAAUCACGGCAAAGGAGAGCUCUUAAUUACACAGAAUAAAUCGCUCCUUAAUAAAAUUUGUUCGUUGUAAUGAAUGAGAGAGCGUUAGCAAGAUUGUGAUUGUAAAUACAUAAUUAUAUCUCUGAUCAUAUUUCUUAUGUUGACCAAAAAUAAAAGAAUCGUUUGAAAAAUUAUUCGUUUCGUUCGAUUUUAUAUGAGUAUGAAUAUGAGCAGUCAAUUAGCAGUUAAAUAUAAAUAAGUCAUAUAAGGAUUAAUGACAGUGAUAACGGCACACAUUGAUUAGUCGUUGUAAUGAUGCGCGCGACAUCACUAAAUAAAUAUUUCGAUCUACUAAUUUGCAACUGUUACGUCCUUUUACGUACCAACAUACCAAAUUGUCUUUUUUGUUAUUAGCAGCGUAAAAAAUAGAUAA